UGUCGCUACCACUGGACCAGCCCACUGAUAUAAAAGCGGGGAGCACCUGAUGUAAGCAAGAGAUUAUUGAAUCGGCUAUUCGUUAGAAAAAGUUGUUUGCGCCUUCAUUGUCCAGCAGUGAAGCCAUGACUGCUACUUACAGGCUAGCUUAGCGAGUAAUCUCGAAGAGGUGUGAUGCCACUCCGGUUCAAGAUUAAAGGUAUGACCAGUCGGGACUCCAGAACGUCAAUUCCCAGACCUCUGCGAAGUGGCUGUGAUGACACCUGGUCGUGGAACCGAAAAGACAAGUCCCACGAGGUCAGACUGUGCGGUGUUUGGCUUAGAACAGCCCAGUUUCAUCCCAACUGGAGUAACGGGACGGCAGGAGUCCGAGGAAGUAGAGUACUAAACAGCGGAAAGUAUUACUGGGAAGUAAAUGUAUCGGAAAGGAUCUUCGGUACAAGCAUGAUGUUCGGUAUUGGUACCAAGAAAGCUCGCCUCCAUGUUGAUGCCUUUAUUAACAUGCUGGGAGAAGAUGAUCAAGGAUGGGGUUUAUCGCAUAAAGGAAUACUCUGGCAUAACGGAGAGUGGAGAAAAUUUACGAAACCUUUCCGUGAAAACGAAGCCACAACUGUUGGACUUCUCUUUGAUGGCCCUCAAGGAACAUUGACGUACUUCAAGGAUGGCGUAUGUCUUGGGGUUGCCUUCUCAGGACUUCAUCUAGUCGAUGAUGACUUAUAUCCGGUGGUUUGCUCAACUGCAGCUAAAACUGAAAUGACUCUGUCUCACAUGAGACGUGACUUUUAUAACUUACAAGAUCGAUGUCGGGCAGUGAUAUUGAACAUUCUAAAAACUCGUAACGACGUUAAUGACCUCAACUUGCCAACCAGGAUCAAAAGUUAUCUUAUGGAAACCAAGGAGUGCCAACAAGUUGUGAGAACACGGCAAAGAGAUACCCAUUCCUCUCCAUACAUUAAAGCUCUGCCGUGUAACAUGUUUCAUUUACCUGGUGUCAAAAACUCUUUUUUAUAUGCGUGAAAAGUAGCUUAACGAUUUAUUUUUGUUUUUUAAUAAGUAUAAACUUGCCUUACUGUAAUUUUAAAUAUAAAUUAUUUUGAUCUAGAAGAAGAUUUUAAAAUAAGAAAAUAGUAACAGUUCAAACCUCACAUCCGUGGAAAAGUUUCCAUUUCUGUCAAAAAGUUAUAUAUUUUCUUGUUUUCAAGGCACUUUAUUUAACAUGUGCAUUCUGUAUUGUGUUGUGUGAGUGUCACUAUGUUUUUUUUUAGUUAGCAAUGGGCUUGGCUCGCUCAGCAGAAUGGGCUUGAACCGCCAAGUAAUCAGCUUUCAUCUAUUGAUCUCCUUAAUGAUAUGUUGCAAAACAAGGUUGUGUGUUUUUAAAAUGAUGUUUCUGACGUCAGUGGCUAUAGUCAGUUUUCACGAAAGGAUCUCGUUUGGUAAAUAAACACGUGUGUAUAUAUUUUUGUGAAUUGUGAACCAGUUUCAAACUGUUUUCCAAGUUCUAUGUUGUUGUCUUAUAAUGAUUUAUGGUAGUCAGGUUGUAGUAUUGUUAUAAUAACUUCGAAGAGAGUAGAAUCUUACAUUAUUUUGAGGGUCAAUAUGCUAAAACUGUGAAUUUUUUUUAUCGGAUUUUGAGUUUUUCUACAUGUAACUAUUAAACUACGUUCUCUGUAAAUAAUUUGGUAGUCUUUUAUGUUAACUUUCUCAGUAUAUCCCGUGGUAUUUCUUAUUUGUGAACGUAUUCGUAAAAAAAAACAAAAAAACAUUACUUUAAGCGUAUUAAAUUAUUUAUUAACACGUGCUUAUUCACGUGCUCUUAAAGUAAGAUGAUACGUAGAAAUGUUUUUUCGAACUAUGCACUAUGAAGCGAAAGCACUAUUUAAUAUUUAAACCUGUAGCUUAGCGUGAAGUCUUAAGUGAAUUUAUUAUAUAUUUUACGAAAUACACUUCGACAAGCGUAGGGAUGGGUGGAAAUCUAGUCAAUAAACCCUCACCUCUGCAAGCUCGAGUCAAUGACAUGGUUAAGCGCAGACCAAGAGGUUAUGUAAAUUAAGGUAGUUAGUGUGUAAGCUGUUCAGCCGUCUGUUUGCGUGUGUGUAUGAUGCUCAUUUUGUAAAUUAUCAAGAGUUUCCCCUUUUUUGCAUAAAUGUACUUUAAAGUGGUUUGUAUUCAUUUGUCUACAUACUCGGUAUUUCUAUAAAGCUGUAUGUUGCAGCUUGGUAUGUAGACUUCUUGAUCACGUUCGCAACCAAAAAUAUAUUGUGGACUAUAUAUGUUUGAGACGAAUAUUAUUAAUUAUAUAUGGUUGUUGUCAAAUAUAAGUAGAUGAUUGGAAUUACGUUUCCUUGUAUGUUAAAAUAUUUGCUAUAUGUUUUUCAAAGUUAUGUACUACGACAUUUCCUGUAUUCAAAAAUGCCUCACGUUUUCCUAAUACAAUUUCGUGUGAAAUAUGAGAUGGUAUGAUAUCCAUAAUUUUAAAUAAAAUAUUUAAUUUCAAAGGAAUAUUAAGUUGAAGUACCUCAUAAUUAUUUAUAGUAAAGAUUACUGUAUACAUGAACCAUAUUGUAUUAUGGCACUAAUUUCAGGACAAUGAGGUUAAUGUUAUUUAUUUUAGUAAUAUGAAUAUUGGAUUUGAAUAGUGUGUUAUGUGUGAUGUAUUGUUAUUGUCCAAAGUGUGUG
Messenger RNA from Limulus polyphemus (Atlantic horseshoe crab), 2676 nucleotides. Its product is annotated as SPRY domain-containing SOCS box protein 3-like. Lineage: Eukaryota; Metazoa; Arthropoda; Merostomata; Xiphosura; Limulidae. Gene Ontology annotation, molecular function: protein binding. Gene Ontology annotation, biological process: proteasome-mediated ubiquitin-dependent protein catabolic process; intracellular signal transduction. The coding region runs from base 175 to 1017 and encodes 280 amino acids. Gene Ontology annotation, cellular component: SCF ubiquitin ligase complex. The transcript has 3 exons. The record is from RefSeq and is a predicted model, not a curated record.